Mizuhopecten yessoensis (Yesso scallop) is the source of this 1123-nucleotide messenger RNA. Its product is annotated as sulfotransferase family cytosolic 1B member 1-like. Gene Ontology annotation, cellular component: cytoplasm. The record is from RefSeq and is a predicted model, not a curated record. The coding region runs from base 383 to 946 and encodes 187 amino acids. The transcript has 6 exons. Gene Ontology annotation, biological process: sulfation. NCBI's taxonomy places the organism in Eukaryota, Metazoa, Mollusca, Bivalvia, Pectinida, Pectinidae. Gene Ontology annotation, molecular function: sulfotransferase activity.
AAGAAGAACUACGUUUAAUACCUGAUUGGGAGGCAACAGAUAACGACCUGAUGAGUUGUGCAUAUUCAAAAUCAGAUGCCUAUUAAAAAGUUACCGGACAAUGGUGGGGCCACUCUCACAGUUGUGGAUGUUGACGGUUACUAUUUCCCAGUAUUCAACCUCAAAAACCUGGAAGAAGAUCUGCGGUCAAUAUCCGGCUGGCAGGCUCGAAAUGGCGAUCUCAUGAUUUGUGCAUAUCCAAAAUCAGGGACUCAUUGGAUAUGGGAGGUGGCUAGUAUGCUGGUGAAGAAAAGGGCAGAACGGAUCCCUUUUAACAAGGACACGGCCAUGAUAGAACUAACAGCACACGGAAACAUAACAUCCCCACGUGUUCUCAACAGCCAUGUGUUCUGAGCAGCUGCCAAAAGAUUUCGUCAAACGAAAGUGCAAGAUAAUUUACUUGAUGCGAAAUCCGAAAGACGUGGCUGUGUCAUUUUUCAACCAUCAUAGUAACAUACUUGAUUAUGAUUUCUCGGGGAAAUGGGAUGACUACGUUCCAAGAUACUUAAAAGGCGAUGUUGACUAUGGGUCUUGGUUCGACUACACGGUCAAGUGGGAGACGUUCAUGGCGGACAACCCAGAGUACCCUAUUUUUAUGACGACCUACGAGGACAUGAAAGAGGACAGCCUCCGUGGGGUAACACAGCUUUCCAAGUUCCUCGAGGUAGAUUGUGACCAGUCUUUCCUACAAGAAGUCACCAACCUGUGCCAGUUUGACCGCAUGAAGAAGGAGAAAGCCAAUAUGGAGAUGAUUGGUUGUUGGAAGCGGAAUGUGCCAGCAAUAUAUCGAAAAGGUGAAGUUGGAGACUGGAAGAACUGGUUCACGGUAGCGCAGAGUGAACUGUUUGAUCGUGUUUACCAGGAACAAAUGAAAGACUCCAAGGUUCAACCAAGAUAUAUGAUAUGAUGAACGCACACAAAACGUGCAAGAACUUUUAUAGACUAACUACUGAUGUUGGUGGAGAUUGUUACUUAUCAUUUACUAUAUUUUUCACACGUAGUUAACUAAAACUACAUUACCUUUACAAUUACAUGAAAAAGGAGUUUUUAAUGGGAAGUAUUACUGAUGAAAUUGUUUAAUAAA